GAGGCCGUAAAAGGGAAAAAGGGGGAACAAAUACGAAAAAAAAAGUCAGGGAGCCCGACCCCGGGGGAGACCAAUUUGUGUCUGGUGGAGCCCGCCAGCAAACUGUUGAACCGUACGUUUGGAUCGACUAGAACUCCUCCGUGCGUUGGACAAACGGUUAGUGCGCUUUGUGACAGACAGUCGAUCGGCAGCCAGUUUUCCGACGUGGACGACCGGUCGGCGAUCGUGCGUGGAUCGUACGUGACAGUUAUUUGGUGAGUUUAGUUGAAAGUGAAAUACGUUCCCCGACGGUCGACUGUUGGCUGCGACGUUUGCUGGGAGCGCAAAAUAAAAACGACCAAACGAACCGAAACUGAUCGCUUGUUUUACGAUAGUGGCUACUACUAUUCACCUUGCAGCGAGCUUAUAUCCUUUAAAAAAAGAUUUUUUGGGUAAACAGUUGAGCGUUUGUGCCACUGUUAUAAAGUUAAGUUGUCACCGAUAAACAUAAGUGUGUGUGAAAAUUGUGUUAUAUGAUAACAUUACGGACAAUUGUUUUUAUUAAAACAAAUAUGAAGGCCUUUGCAUAGUGUUAUGAGUUUCAAAAGCGUCAUCAGUGUACACAAAACUGAAAAUGAUGAAAACUCAAUCACCAGAUCAGAAACGUCCCGUGUAUGAGGACAUCAAGAUCGACACGGCGUUCCGUAAGAUCAGUCCCCGAUCGAUCGGAUUUCACAUCUGGCGUAUUCAGAACGAUCACGUGGAAACGCUACCGAAGGACCAGUACGGUACGUUCUACGAUGAGUGCACGUACGUCAUCUAUGCGGCCUCGCUGGCAGGGACCAACUGUGACAAGAGCACGAUCAGUCGGGAAAUAAAAACGCCCGGUGCCGUUAUCGAGCGGAACAUCCAUUUCUGGCUCGGGUCAAACAUAACGCCGGAACGUUCCAAGUCCGCCGCGUACAAGAUCAUCGAGCUGGACCUACAUCUGGACCACAAGACGACACAGUUUCGCGAAUCGCAGGGCCAUGAGGGCAUCCGCUUUCUCUCUUACUUCAAGGAGGAAGGAAUUCUUGUACAUACCGGGUGUGAUGCCUCGUCGACUCCGGUGGAACCACGGCUUUACCAAAUCACCGGUACUGCCCCGCAACGGUGCGUCCAGCAGAAAACCAUCAGCUGGCAAUGCUUCAACAGUGGUCAGGUGAUGAUCCUGCAGACGGGCACCAUUCUGUACGUCUGGAUCGGUCGCUCGACUGGCUCGACCGAGCGCAUCUUCGGUCUGAAGGUCGGCAAACGACUGAAAGAGCUGCACGCUAUCGCCGAGCUGGCCAUCGUCGAUGAUGGCUACGAGCAGUCGAUGACGGCCGCCCGGAAGGAGGUCUGGAAUGGGUACCUGAACCUUUCGAAACGAUUCGUCAAACCGAUGCCACUAACACCGACCGUCAGCGAUCAGCUGCUAAAGCUCUACCAGUGCGACACGGUCGAUGGGGUGUUUCGGGUGGAGCUGGUCAAGACGGGCCCGCUGGAGCAGGCGGACCUGUACGGGCGCGAUAGUAUCUACAUCGUCGACUACUUCCCGAGCGCCAUUUGGAUCUGGAUUGGGCGCAGUUCGCAUAAGCAAAACCGUGCCGAAGCGAUGCGCCACGUGCGUGGGUACGUGAUCAAGAAGGGCUACCCGGCCAGUACGCCGGUGGCUCGCGUUAUCGAUGGGCUCGAGCCGGCCGAGUUCGUGAGCCUCUUCCCCGCGUGGACCAGCCCCGACAUCAACGGGAACACGGUGAAAGGAAUAUCGGAGAAGUUUGAUGCACUUACGCUGAUCCAGCGACCCCGCCUUGCAGCUCGCAUUCAACUGAUGGACGAUGGAUCGGGCGAUGCGACGGUAUACCAGAUCGGUGUGGAUGAGGUGAAGGAGAUUCCCACGAAGUACGCGAAGACGUUCUACUCUGGGAACUGCUACGCCGUGCACUAUCAGGUCGCUUGCAGCACGGAACACGCGAACGGGUCGCUUCCGAACUCGAUCCGCAACAUUGUCUAUCUGUGGUGUGGGCUAAACGCACCGCAUGAACAUCGUACCCUCGGGGAAGCGUUCCUCGCUGAGUUGUGUGACCAUCUGAAGAAGAAUGUGGUUCAGAUUCGCAUCAGCGAGGGUAUGGAGCCGCCUCAUUUCCUGCAGAUAUUCAAGGGUGCACUGAUCGUGCUGAACGCGCAGGAUCCUAGCCUCGAGCAGGCGGGUGUGGUGGUCAACAUACGUAACUACCCGACCAGCUUCGUCCUAAAAGUCGUCGGAAACACCACGUACAGCUGCAAGGCGGUGCAGGUGUCGAGCAAGACACUCUACUAUCCCGAGGAUUGCUACAUCCUGAAAGCGCCGGACAACGAGGUGUGGAUCUGGUGCGGCCAAUACUCGACGGGGGACUCGCGGGAAAUGGCCAAAUCGAUCGCGGGCCACCUGGGCGAGUACAGUCUCGUGAUGGAGGGCAACGAGACGGAUGAGUUCUUUAGCUCGGUCGGAGAAAAGUUCCUGAAGCAGCUGAAGAAAACGACCACGGCGGGUAACGUGAUCGCUCCGGUGCCGAUGAACGUGGCACAAACGUGGGACCAUGCGGCGAUAGCGCUCUACCGGUGCCAGCUCCCGGAAGAAGGCAAGCCGACGUUACGUCAGAUAUUUGGCUUCUCCCAGCAGGACCUCCGACCGGACGGUGUGUUUCUGCUGGACGCCGGGAACAUCGUGUACGUAUGGAUCGGAGAUCAUACGCUGCCGGAAGAGCACGGUCAGUGUUGGGAGUUGGCCAAGCAACUUAUCGCGAGCCACCCGGUACAGCGCGACACUUCGAUGCCGAUAGCGACUGUACGUCAGGGUGAGGAACCGAUCACGUUCGUUGGAUUCUUUGACACGUGGGACAAAAAGUACUACGAGACAUGUGUUCUCUAUGAAAACCUUCGGGCGGAAAUCGACUACCCCAACGGGGUCGGUGCUGGUGGACGACUCCCCGGGGCGCCCAUUCCCAUUCCACGCUCCUCGGUGCGGAGUGACGAUGGCAGCAGCGAUGACUUUGACCGGUACCAAAAGUACCCGCUCGAUAUGCUGCGCGGUGACCCGGCCAAUCUGCCGGCCAGUAUUAAUCCGACGCGGAAGGAGGUACACCUGACGCACGACGAUUUUGUCACCGUGUUUAACAUGACCUACCACGAGUUCGAGGAGCUGCCCAAGUGGAAGCAGGUGGAGUUGAAAAAGCUCCGGAAAUUGUUUUGAUUCGAGGGAGGGGAAUACCUAACUAGAAAAGUACUAACGAUACGGUCCUACCCCGGACCACGUUUUUAACCCAUUUUGUUAUGUUUCUAUUUUACUGAAGAACUUUUAUGCAGAAACUAAUAAAUAUCAACGCUACUUUGGAACUAAAAACGGAUGGCAGUAAAACGGCCAUUAAGAUAUU
Anopheles coustani is the source of this 3413-nucleotide messenger RNA. RefSeq names its product villin-like protein quail (gene qua). Gene Ontology annotation, cellular component: actin cytoskeleton; cytoplasm. Bases 614 to 3232 code for a protein of 872 amino acids. The transcript is spliced from 5 exons. The record is from RefSeq and is a predicted model, not a curated record. NCBI's taxonomy places the organism in Eukaryota, Metazoa, Arthropoda, Insecta, Diptera, Culicidae. Gene Ontology annotation, molecular function: actin filament binding; phosphatidylinositol-4,5-bisphosphate binding. Gene Ontology annotation, biological process: actin polymerization or depolymerization; barbed-end actin filament capping; cytoskeleton organization.